AUGAGCGCCGCGAGGGACUAUUUCAAACGCGAGGCGCGGCUGAGCAUGCUUGGCCUGGAGCACCCGAAACCGUCGUGCUUCCACCUGAGCGCUUGGCAGACGAACCGCUCGGCGACACCGUUGCUCGUUUGGCGCGCGUCGCUGUUCCUAGCCUCGCUCGGCAUCGUGCUGGCGUCGAUGGUGUCGUACGGCCAAGGCGGCAAGUUCGGUUUCUGGUUCAUAUACCUGACGCACUGGGGCCUGGCCCUCAACACGUUCGCGACCGGAUUCGCUGCCGCCGUCUCCGCGCGCUGCUUCUUUCGUGGGCCCGUCGGCGCCGAAUUCAGUUUGCCGUGGUAUAUAAAAAGCUACUGGGUUCUCUACAAUAGCGCCGUCCCUAUCGCAUUCCUAAUUACAGUGUUUUAUUGGACUAUACUAUAUGAAGCGGGCUUCGAAGAAGAACUCAACCCUGGGCUGGAUGUAGCCGUCCAUGGUCUUAACUCAGUAGUCAUGUUUCUCUUGCUGGUUUCAUCUUCGCAUCCCUCGAGGCUGUUGCACCUGUACCAUCCCAUGAUCUUCGGGUUGACAUAUACGGCUUUCAGCGCUAUCUACUACCUAGCCGGUGGAGUGGACCGCGCCGGCAACCCAUGGAUCUACCCGGUCGUGAACUGGGGUGAGCCGGGUCCGACGUCAGCUACGGUGGCGGUGACGGGCGUGCUCCUCGUAUCGCUGCAUUUCGCCGUGGUGGGAUUGGCGGCGAUACGCGACGCCACCGCUUCCCGCUGCAUCCGACCUUCGGUCAUCACGCACGUGGAGGAGGGCGUGCCUCUCCGAGCGCCCGUGCAGACUGCAACG
Molecule: messenger RNA, 834 nt
Organism: Iphiclides podalirius (scarce swallowtail)
Lineage: Eukaryota; Metazoa; Arthropoda; Insecta; Lepidoptera; Papilionidae
Source: the annotation of a GenBank genome assembly